GCGGGGCCGCCGCGCGCUGCCGCUGCCGCAUGUGCCCGGAGCCCCGCAGCAGCCGCAGCCGGAGCGGGCAGCGCGGGCCAUGGCGGAGCAGGGCGCCCCGGCGGCCGCCGUGCCCAACGGCGGGGGCGCCGCCCGGCCCCCCGGCAACAAGGUGACGGUGGUGCUGGGCGCCCAGUGGGGCGACGAGGGCAAAGGCAAGGUGGUGGACCUGCUGGCGCAGGACGCCGACAUCGUCUGCAGGUGCCAGGGAGGCAAUAAUGCAGGGCAUACAGUUGUUGUGGAUUCUGUGGAGUAUGACUUCCAUCUUCUGCCAAGUGGGAUCAUCAAUCCAAAAGUCACGGCAUUCAUUGGAAAUGGUGUUGUAAUUCAUUUGCCAGGGCUCUUUGAAGAAGCUGAAAAAAAUUUAAAGAAAGGAAAAGGGCUAGAAGGCUGGGAAAAAAGACUAAUAAUUUCUGACAGGGCUCAUAUCGUAUUUGAUUUCCACCAAGCUGCUGAUGGCAUCCAAGAACAACAAAGGCAAGAACAAGCAGGGAAGAAUUUGGGAACUACCAAAAAAGGAAUUGGUCCAGUAUAUUCUUCAAAAGCAGCACGAAGUGGACUCAGGAUGUGUGAUCUUGUUUCUGAUUUUGAUGAGUUUUCUGAGAGGUUUAAAGUGUUAGCCAAUCAGUACAAAGCGAUAUAUCCUACCUUAGAGAUAGAUAUUGAAGGGGAAUUGAAAAAGCUCAAGGCCUACAUGGAAAAAAUAAAACCAAUGGUAAGAGAUGGUGUCUAUUUCAUGUAUGAAGCUUUACAUGGACCACCAAAGAAGAUCUUAGUAGAAGGUGCAAAUGCAGCACUGCUGGACAUAGAUUUUGGCACGUAUCCUUUCGUGACUUCAUCAAACUGCACAGUUGGUGGUGUUUGCACAGGUCUGGGCAUGCCACCACAGAACGUCGGGGAAGUGUAUGGAGUUGUGAAAGCAUAUACAACUAGAGUUGGAAUUGGUGCCUUUCCUACAGAACAAAAUAAUGAAAUUGGAGAACUGCUGCAAAUGCGAGGUAAAGAGUAUGGUGUUACCACUGGUAGAAAGAGAAGAUGUGGCUGGCUGGACCUUGUGCUACUCCGAUAUGCCUACAUGAUUAAUGGAUUUACUGCAUUGGCUCUUACCAAAUUGGAUAUCUUGGAUGUAUUUCCAGAAAUCAAAGUUGGUGUUGCAUACAAACUAGAUGGUGAAAUCAUACCUCAUUUUCCUGCCAACCAGGAAGUCUUAAAUAAAGUAGAGGUUCGGUAUGAGACACUCCCAGGAUGGGAUACAGACAUAUCAAAUGCAAGGACAUUCGAUGAGCUGCCUGUAAAUGCACAAAACUAUGUUCGCUUUAUAGAAAUGGAAUUGGGUGUUCCUGUUAAAUGGAUUGGAGUAGGGAAAUCCAGGGAAUCAAUGAUCCAGCUGUUUUAAAGAUUUCAGAUGCAUGGAAGAAAGCACACUCCUCAAAAGACUGCUCAUUCUUAAAUGCAUUGGUAGCCCGCAAAGCAAAGAUGUUGGAAAGAUAGAUUUUUUUUUUUUGCAUGGAAAGGAAUGCUAGAGUUGAUACCCCUAAAUCAAUUGCUACUCCUGAAAGAGACUUUAACAUGAAACCGUGUCUGUUCUUAUUCAGCUGCAAAUUCAAGGACAUUUGUUGUCAUUUGUUGUUCAGGGUGCCAUCAGAUUUUUUUCUAUACCUAAUAUUUACUUCAUAAUGUAAUUCCUGUUUGAAAAUCUAAGGUAUCAUUACUUUCAUGACUGUUUGUCUUUUGUUAUCCUCUCUCUGCUUUUGGCGGUGUUACUUCUCUGAAAUUCUAGACAGUAAAAAUAAUGCAGUUUUGCACAGAUAGUUCUACAUCCUCAUUAUUUGUAUUCCUAAAGCUGUUGUAUUCUUUAUGGCUGCUCUUGUGAGUGAUUAAAGAGAGGGAUUCUGAUUUUGUAAUGCUA
Molecule: messenger RNA, 1948 nt
Organism: Cygnus olor (mute swan)
Lineage: Eukaryota; Metazoa; Chordata; Aves; Anseriformes; Anatidae
Gene: ADSS2
Product: adenylosuccinate synthase 2
Exons: 13
Coding region: 80-1435 (451 amino acids)
Biological process (GO): 'de novo' AMP biosynthetic process; IMP metabolic process
Cellular component (GO): cytoplasm
Molecular function (GO): GTP binding; adenylosuccinate synthase activity
Source: RefSeq, a predicted model, not a curated record